AUGAAAGAAAAAACGCGUAACCUGAUUUUUGGAUGUAUUUCCGUUUUUGGAGGCAUUUUAAUUCAUUUUGCAUAUGGAUUCUUCUACAGUACUGCAAACUUGGUUCCUUAUAUGAUGGGAUAUACUAUAACAUACGUCGAUCCACAUGUGUCACCCACAUUGUCUAUAUGGCUGUCUGCACUCGCCCUUGCCAUGGAAGGUGUGGCUAUGCCUUUUGGUGGUGUUACUGCGAAAAGAUUUGGUUGUCGUAUCGUUGUGGCAGCCAGCUGUUUACUGGACAGGCAAUUUACCAACCCUGAAGUUCUUGACCGAGUUCCAGUAGCUUUCCUCAUUCUUGGAGGCAUUGUUUCAGCGAUACAUGUUGUUGGAUUUUGUUUGCUACGUGCGAAACCAAUUCAAAGUGCACACAAUUCAGAACUAGAAAUGACUGUCCGAAACAGAAUCCAUUCCGAUCACAAUGCAUUUAUUGUUGAUAGGGAAUUUACAGAAGAAGAACCCAGAAUCCUCAGACUUUGUGGAAAAUGUUUCCAGAGUAUUAUGGACAUAGCACCUAACAAAACAACAAAACAAGAAGUGAAUGUUCCACCUAAACAACUGCUACGACAUAUAGACUUCUAUCUCUUAUGGUUUGUGAUGUUCUGUGAUAUUAUACCUAUCACUAUAAUUACAUCAGUUUAUAAACUAUUUGGUCAACAGUUAAUUAAUGAUGAUCAAUUUUUAUCCAUUGUCGCUACAUUGUCAUCCGUCUUUAAUGCUGGAGGUCGUAUUGCUUGGGGUGGAACUGUCGAUCGAUUAUCUUUCAAGAUACCAAUGACAAUCAUGCAUAUAAUUUGGGCAGUAGUGCUUCUGAGUUUCCCACAUAUUGGAGGACUGACUGGUGAUUCACUGAAAGCUGUUUACGCUAUCUGGGUAUUUGUUUUGCACUUUUCAUUGAGUGGCGUCUUCACCAUUCAACCCGCAGCUACUGGGGUUGUUUUUGGACCUUUAAAUAUGGCGGUGAAUUAUGGCUGUGUAUUCAGUGCAUUUGCGGUGGGUAGCAUUCUCUGUGGAAUUAUAUCGACUGUCAUUACUAAUGAAAAUGCAUAUGUCUUACAGUUUACUUCCUGUGGAUGCAUUUGCAUCGUUGGUCUGUUCGCUUCGUUCUGGAUUGAAGACAGGAAAAUAUCCCCACGUUACAGAGCUUACAAUUUCUGUGCUGCUGCAUGUCCUACUUUACGUGUUGGGUAUUGUGACCCUGAUGCUAUUGAAGUGAUUUUGGAAGAUGAAGAGUGA
Messenger RNA from Trichobilharzia regenti, 1272 nucleotides. The record is from the annotation of a GenBank genome assembly. NCBI's taxonomy places the organism in Eukaryota, Metazoa, Platyhelminthes, Trematoda, Strigeidida, Schistosomatidae.